Messenger RNA from Lotus japonicus, 1605 nucleotides. RefSeq names its product protein BIG GRAIN 1-like B. The record is from RefSeq and is a predicted model, not a curated record. Lineage: Eukaryota; Viridiplantae; Streptophyta; Magnoliopsida; Fabales; Fabaceae. The coding region runs from base 275 to 1480 and encodes 401 amino acids. The transcript has a single exon. Gene Ontology annotation, biological process: auxin-activated signaling pathway.
UCUGCUCUCAUUACUCUCUCUUUUCUCUUUCUCUUCAUACAAGGAAUCAAUUACUCUCUUCACGUUUUCUUCUUCUUCUUCUUCUUCUUCUUCUUCUUCUCUCUGCCAUUUCCUAUUCUUCAAUCAUCACCAUGAUCAUCGAUUUAGCCACCUUCCAUUGCAGCUUUUGAAUGUUCCCCGUAAACACAACCAAACUACCCCACCUAACAACUAUUCACCUUCAUCAUUUCCAUUUCACCCGUGCUCUCUUCCUUCCAAUUUAUUACAUUGAAAGAUGAUAAGGAGAGAACGCAGAUUCUUAAACGAGUCUGAAAACCCCUCAUUCUCCUCCACCCUGCUUGACCAGAUUUACCGUUCCAUUGAUCAAGGAGAUUCUGACAUGAAGUUCUACACAGGGAAAACAGGGGAAAAACAGAGCAGGGUGUGUGUAACAGAGGAGCAUUUGUCGGCAAAAUCGAGUGUUUCUCGUGAUUGGAAAGCAAACAAUGUAGUUGGAACUCAAGGGAGGCAGAGGAUGAUGCAGAAGGAAAGAAAUUUCCAUCUGGGUCGUCAAGUUCAUGUUCAUGACCAAGAUGCUCUGUUUUUCAGCUCUACUUCGAGUUCUUCAGAUUCAAGUUCGGGGUUGCUGUCGUCCUCGUCCCCAGAUAUUGAAACCUUGUACGGAGUGAGAUCAAGAGGUUCGUGUUUCGCUCCGGCGAGGCCUAAGCCGGUUAGAACCACCGUGCCGGAGAAGAAGCACGUAGAGAGACAGAGACACAUUGUGAGUGACGAUGAUGAUGGUUUGAUCAAGUCGAAAUCGAGGGCGUUGAAGAUUUACAACAACCUGAAGAAGGUGAAGCAACCGAUCUCACCAGGGGGGAAACUCACGAGUUUUCUGAACUCUCUGUUUACUACAGGGAACAGCAACAACACGAAGAAAACCAAGCCCUGUUUUGAAGAUGCGAACGCUUUGAGAAAAACAGAGUCAGGACAAGCUUCUACUUGCUCCUCUGCUUCCUCUUUUGCUCGCUCUUGUUUGAGUAAGAAUUCACCUUCCACCAGAGAAAAAUUGCGGAACAAUGGGGUUAAGAGGACGGUGCGUUUCUACCCUGUGAGCGUGAUUGUGGAUGAAGAUUCUCGACCCUGUGGGCACAAGUCCUUGUAUGAAACAGAGGAUGCGAGGCUAAUGGCUAUGUCGGUGCCAACCGCGUGGAAAAUUGGAACGAAGAAGAAUGUUGAAGAGGUCAAGGACAAGAAAAACAGGGCAAUGGAAGAGGCUGCUAGAGAGAUUUUGGAAGAGUACCAUCAUAUCCAGAGGAAGAGCGAUUUGGUUUUGAGAAGAAACUUGGAGGAUGAAAUUGAAGAUGAUGAUGAGGAUGAUGCAGCGAGUUGUUCAAGUUCGGAUCUGUUCGAGCUUGAUCACCUGCAUGAGGAGCUGCCUGUGUAUGAGACUACUCGUGUUGGUACUAAUCGUGCCAUUGCUAAUCGUUUCAUAAUGUAAUUCUGUUAGAACCAUAGAUUAUAUAAUCAAAGUGUUUUUCCUAGUGUUUUUGUUCCUAAUUAUGUAUGAAUUCUAACUAAUUGUUUGGUUAAGAUACUAAAUAUAUACACCCUGAUUUGCUUGAA